Clunio marinus is the source of this 231-nucleotide messenger RNA. The record is from the annotation of a GenBank genome assembly. Lineage: Eukaryota; Metazoa; Arthropoda; Insecta; Diptera; Chironomidae.
AUGUCUAAAAUACUAAGCAGAAAAGUAGUGGAACAGAAAUGCUUGAAACGUCUCAUCAUGAGUCAUCAAGACUUUUCGUUCAACUGCGAGUCUGAUUGGAUUAAGAAGUUUUCGUGCAGAGUUAAAGUUCAGUUUUAUUGUCGAAAAGAUGCUUGCAAAGGUGUUGUUUUUGUUUGGCGUUCUGGCCAUUUCAAGUGCCCAAAAGUGAUUUCAAGGAUUUCAAAUGAUUAA